Amphiprion ocellaris (clown anemonefish) is the source of this 7189-nucleotide messenger RNA. It is a transcript of the gene col4a3, whose product is annotated as collagen, type IV, alpha 3. Gene Ontology annotation, cellular component: collagen trimer. Lineage: Eukaryota; Metazoa; Chordata; Actinopteri; Pomacentridae. The record is from RefSeq and is a predicted model, not a curated record. The transcript is spliced from 52 exons. Bases 268 to 5277 code for a protein of 1669 amino acids. Gene Ontology annotation, molecular function: extracellular matrix structural constituent.
CCGAGCCUCCACCUCCGAUUACCGGUCUGACUCUGUCUCUCCAUUGCGCAGCAGGUCGCUCUCUUCGGGCAGAAUCAGCAGCGAGGUCCCCCUCCUCUGGACCGAGCCGAACCGAGCCGAACUGAGCCGAAACCCGGAGAGGAGCGCAUCAAGAGCCGAGCCGAGCCGAGUGACCCGAGUCCGCCCGAGUCAGACCGAGCCCUUCAGGGAGUCCUGACCCGGGAGUCAGCUCGCUCAGCGGGGGCUCGGCAGCAGAGUGUCCGUCUGAUGGAGCCUCCGGGCGGCUGCAGGAGCAGCUUUGUGCCGCUACCGCUGCUGGUUCUCCUGCUGUGGGGCUCCACAGCUCCGGGACACGCCGAAAGGGUUUGUCACUGCAGCGGAAAGUCUCUCUGCCACUGUGACGGCAUCAAAGGCCAAAAGGGGGAACCUGGUUACCUCAGAUACGCGGGACUUCCUGGUGUGAUUGGUUACCCUGGAAACGAGGGUAAUCCAGGUCCAGCUGGAGAAAAGGGUGAUCGGGGAGCAGCCGGAGGUUCAGGACUGAAAGGUUCUCGGGGUAUUCCAGGAAAACCAGGUUUCCCAGGACCUCCAGGACUGCCGGGAAUUCCCGGACAUGAAGGACCAAUCGGCCGACCGGGAGUCCCAGGAUGCAACGGGACAAAGGGUGACGUUGGUUUCCCAGGGUACCCCGGGCCUCCAGGACCACCUGGCCUGCAGGGCCCUGAAGGACUACGAGGGAUGAAGGGCGACACGUUCAGUUUCCCCAUCGCUCAGGACGUUAAAGGAGCAGCAGGACCCCCGGGACUGUACGGAGAAAAGGGGCUGAAUGGAGAUCCAGGAGAACCGGGUCUCCAAGGAUCACCGGGACCGGCCGGACUUCCUGGAAGCCCAGGGUUGCCGGGGUUACCAGGAGAGAAGGGUCAGGAAGGUCCCAGUCCGGUGAUUCCAGGUCCACGGGGUCAGAAGGGCAUUCAAGGACCUCCUGGGAUUCCCGGCCAGAAAGGAAUCAAACUUUAUGCCGAGGGAUCCAAAGAACUGAAGGGAGAACCGGGAGAAACCGGAGAAAAAGGCUGUCCAGGACUUCCUGGUUUGCCGGGUAAACCGGGGAUUAAAGGGGAGAAGGGGGGCAGAGGAGAUCCAGGUUCACUGGGUAAACCAGGAAAAGAGGGAUUCCCUGGAGAGCUCGGAGAACAGGGAGACCCCGGAGAUCGUGGGUUCCUCGGUCCUCCGGGUAUCGAUGGGUCCCCGGGUGAGAAAGGUGAUCAAGGUCCUCCAGGUCUUCCAGGAGAGAUGGUUUGGAAACACAGAUUCCUGAAGGGCCAGCUUGGUGUUCCUGGACCCGGAGGACCCCCGGGAGUCCCUGGAGAGCAAGGACUCAUCGGGUUUCCUGGACUGCAGGGCGAACCAGGUGUGGGUCUUCCUGGUCCACCAGGCCCCCAGGGGCCUCCUGGUUUUUCUGGCCCCAGAGGAGAUUCAGGAGACCCGGGGCCAUUGGUUGUCGGCCCCCCAGGACAGACUGGAGUCCCAGGAUUUGAUGGAGCUGAAGGAGAACCAGGAGAACCAGGAAUACCCAAUUUUGUGGAGGGUGAAGUUGGUCCAACAGGAGCUAAAGGUCUGAAAGGCCUGAUGGGAUUUCCUGGAACCAGAGGGGAGGAGGGACCAACGGGUGAGAAGGGGGAGGUGUGUUUGACCUGUCCUCUGGUUUCUGGAGAACCCGGACCUCCAGGUGAUCCAGGAGCACCAGGUGAAAACGGGUUGACAGGAUCAGAUGGUUAUCCAGGAUUUAAAGGCCAGAAAGGAGUCAAAGGUAUUGGAGGUCCAACUGGUCUGUCGGGUGCCUUUGGUAUCCCCGGCCUCCCAGGAUCCCCAGGACCAGCUGGUGAGCCUGGUAUAAUGCAACGGGUCGGGCAGAAGGGUGAGGACGGAGCUUCGGGGGAACCAGGACCACAAGGACUGGACGGGCUAGAUGGACGUCCAGGAGUACCAGGACCAAAGGGUGUUCUUGGACCGAAAGGAGACCCGGGGCCUCUGGGGCCCAAAGGGGACCAGGGUCCACUGGGAGACACUGGCCCCCGAGGACUGACGGGACAGAUGGGGCCCUCGGGACCUCCUGGUAUCGGGGCUCCAGGACUCCCUGGACCUAGAGGCAACGUGGGAAUCCUGGGAGAACCAGGAGAACCUGGAGCCCCAGGUGAAAAAGGUUCUCCAGGGGAAAUCAGAACCUCUCCAGGUGAUCCAGGCCAGAAAGGAGACACUGGUUUAUCUGGAAACCCCGGACCUGAAGGUGUGACCGGACCUCCAGGACCUUCAGGAUUUAUUGGUCCAAAGGGAGAAAAAGGAGAUAAAGGGUUUUCUGUCCAGGGCCCUCCAGGCUUCCCGGGAGUCAAAGGACCAAAGGGUCUGCCUGGAGCUCCGGGUUUACCAAGUUUUGGCAUCAAGGGUCGAGCAGGACCAUCAGGUCCACCAGGGAUGCCUGGACCAAAGGGGCAUAGAGGAUUCGGUUUCCCAGGCCAGCAGGGUCAGACUGGCCCUCAGGGUGAAGACGGCUCGGUGGGACCACAAGGAAACCCAGGACCUCCAGGAAUAGACGGAGUACCAGGACUGCCAGGACAAGAUGGUCUGCCAGGACUUAAAGGUCAUCGCGGUCUGGAUGGGGUUACUGGUCCUGCUGGUUUCAUUGGAACCUGUGUACCUGGAGAUCCUGGACCUGAAGGAGAACCAGGCGUGAGGGGCGUCAUCGGAUUCCCAGGGAUCCGAGGCCUAAAGGGUGAGCCCGGGUACCCUGGACUGCCGGGCGUUGGGGCUCUGGGCCCUCAGGGGCCAUACGGGAACCCAGGGUUUGAUGGAGCUCCAGGGCCAGUAGGAGGUGUGGGACCGAAGGGUCUGAGAGGGACCGAUGGGGAGCCAGGAAGCCCAGGAGUCAGAGGGGACCAAGGCCCCCCAGGUCCAUUUGGGAGUCCAGGGGCUGAUGGGAACCCAGGGGAGUCCGGACAACCAGGACCGAAAGGUCUCAUGGGGGUCAAUGGGUUCAGAGGUUCUCAGGGGCCGACUGGCCUGCAGGGGGACCGAGGAGUACCCGGACCGAAAGGAACCCAGACAGAUGUCAUGAUGCCCGGAGAUCCUGGAGACCCGGGAUUCCCUGGUGCUAAAGGUCUCACUGGUCCUAAAGGAGAGAGGGGCCUUGCGGGGCUCCGGGGCCGCGACGGCAGCGAUGGUAAACCUGGAAACGCCGGACCACGAGGACUUCCUGGACACCCCGGUAGAGAUGGAGCGAGAGGUCCUCCUGGUCCCGCUGGACUCCCCGGCAACCCUGGACCAAUGGGGAUGCCAGGCUGUAAAGGUGAAAAAGGCUGUUUCGGACCUUGUGGGAUUCCUGGUUCAAAAGGUAAACCAGGACCAGAGGGGCCUAAAGGUCCUAAAGGAGAACCGAGCCCACCUGGACCAGGAUCUAAGGGAUGUCCAGGAAUGAAGGGUAGCCCAGGUUGUCCAGGAAUUCCGGGUACAAAGGGACAUCCAGGACACUGUGGAGACCUCGGUCCUCCAGGAAAGUGUGGCCCCUGUGGCCCCAAAGGACCCUCUGGACCCCCAGGAUGCAGAGGACCUCCGGGGACUCCUGGUGAUAAAGGUUGUGAUGGUCCUCCAGGUAAAAGCGGACCUCCAGGACCCACCGGCCUUACAGGCAACAAGGGCGCUCCUGGAGAUCCUGGUCCAGCUGGUCCCAGAGGAAACCAGGGACAGGACGGGAUACCUGGACCUCCUGGAGAGAAAGGAGCUAUGGGAGCUCCUGGAACUGGACCUCGAGGACCAGAAGGGAAGAAAGGUCAACCAGGGUGUUCUGGAGAAAAGGGUCCCCCUGGUCCCUGUGGGCCUCCGGGUCCAUGUGGUCUCCCAGGGAACCCAGGAUGCUCCGGGCCUCCUGGACCUCCUGGUCCUGCUGGAUGUCCCGGCAAAGACGGGGUCUGCAUCAAAGGAACCAAAGGAGACAGAGGAGUUCCUGGAGGGAGAGGAACCAAAGGUCCUCCUGGUAGUUUUGGUCCUCCUGGUCCUCCUGGUCCAGGCUGUAAAGGAGAUAAAGGAUGUCAAGGACCAAAAGGUAACCCAGGACCACCUGGUUGCGUCGGAGACCCCGGACACCGAGGCUGUGUGGGCAGAGAUGGAAUACCGGGUCCACCUGGACAGAAAGGCCUGAGAGGACCGCUCGGUACCAAAGGACCUUCUGGUCUGAAGGGGGACGAGGGACCUCCGGGACCCUGCGGCCCUCGGGGAUCCCCGGGACCACCUGGAAGGACAGGACCGCGAGGGAGGGACGUGACCCGGAAGGUGGAGCUGUGUCCAGGAGAGAAAGGCUCACCUGGAGAUCCGGGACCGCCAGGACGAAGAGGACCACCAGGGGGCGCAGGGGCACCUGGACCUAAAGGUUCUCGAGGCUUCGAUGGUAAAACUGGUAGAAAAGGACAACGAGGUCGACCUGGACUGAAAGGAGAUAAAGGAGACCGAGGAUUCCCCGGACCGAUUGGUCGGGAAGGUUUUCGUGGUCCAACCGGAGCUAAAGGACUUCCUGGUCAGCCAGGCAGCUGCGAGACGCCAACCAGGAAGACCGGCUUCCUGUUCACCAAACACAGCCAGGAACUGUACAUCCCACAAUGCCCCGAAGGAUCGUCGCUCCUAUACAGCGGCUACUCGCUGCUGUUCAUCAACGGGAACAACCGAGCUCAUGGCCAGGACCUCGGUACGUUGGGCAGCUGCCUCCCUCGGUUCAGCACUAUGCCCUUCCUGUUCUGCAGCACCGAUGAAACCUGCCGCUACGCCUCCCGCAACGACUACUCCUAUUGGCUGUCCACCAACGACCAGCUGCCCGCUGACCUGCCAUUCAUCUCCGAAGAGUCGCUGAGGAACCACAUCAGCCGGUGUUCUGUUUGUGAAGCCAGAGCCAACGUGAUCGCUAUCCACAGUCAGACCAGAUUUAUCCCAGACUGUCCCUCUGGAUGGGACUCGCUCUGGUCUGGAUUCUCCUUCGUCAUGGAAACCGGAGUCGGGGCUGAAGGUUCAGGUCAACCGCUGGCAUCGCCCGGAUCCUGUCUGGAAAACUUCCGGAAGAUUCCCUUCAUCGAGUGUCAUGGCAGAGGAACCUGCAACUACUACACCGACUCCUACAGCUACUGGCUGGCGGCCCUCAACCCCGCCGACAUGUUCAGCAAACCGAGGCCUCAGACUGACCGAGGAAACCUUCCAGGAGACCUGAUCAGCCACUGUAGAGUCUGCAUGAAGCUGCUGUAAAUACUGCUACUGCAAACACGACUGAUGACCGUGUGUUACUGCCAGACACAGACUCUGUGGCUCUGUCCCGGCCGUACUACAUUACCCAUGAGCCUCGGCUGCUGUUGCCGUGGAGAAGAAGCCGGACGGUGAACUGAUCUAAACAGUUUCUAAUCUAAUUUCUGUGACGAGCCGAAGCUAAAGAUUCCACUUUGUGGAGACGUCAAAGUGAGAAACGCUGUGAUUGGUUGUUUGCUAGUGACACGCCCCUUUAAUGGUGGAAUUAACUUCUGUUUAAAAACUCUCUCUGGUUCUGUUGUGUCUCUUUGUGGUUGUUUUGUGCGUUUUUGUGAUCAUUUUGUGUUUUUUGUUGCUGUUUUUGUCUCUUUGUGGUUGUUUUGUGUCUUUUUGUGAUGGAUUUGUCUCUUUGUGGUUGUUUUGUGUUUUUUUGUUGGUGUUUUUGUCUCUGUGGAUGUUUUGUAUGUUUUCGUUGUUGUUUUGCAUCUUUGUGGUUGUGUUUUUGUCUGUUGGGGGUUUUGGAGGUUGUGUUUUUGUCUGUCUUUGUCACCAUUUUGUGCCUUUUUGUGUGUCUCCUUGUGGUUUUUUGAGUGUUUUUGGGGUCAAUUUAUGUUGUUUUCUUGUUGUUUUGUGUCUUUGUGGUUGUUUUUUGUCUCUUUGCGGUUGUUUUGCAUUGUUUUGUUGUUGUUUUGACUCUGUGGUUAUUUUUUGUCUGUCGGUAGAUGUUUUGCAUCUCUUUUCAGUUGCUUUCUGUCUCUUUGUAGUUUUGUGCAUUUCUGUGGUCGUUUUGUGUAUUAUUGUUGUUGUUUUGCAUCUUUCUGGUUGUUUUUUGUUAGUUUGUAGUUCUUUUGGGUCUCUUUGUGGUUGUUUUGUGUGUUUUUCUGGUCAUAUUGUGUUUUUUGUUGGUGUUUUUGUCUCGUCUCAUUGUAGUUGUUUUGUGUCUCUGUUUUUGUUUUGUGUUUUUGUGGUUGUUUUUUUUGUCUCCUUGUGGUUAUUUGUUGUCUGUUGUUGGAUGUUUUGUGUCUUUUUUCAGUUGCUUUCUGUCUCUGAAGUUUUUUGUGUCUUUUUGUAGUCGUUGUGUGUCUCUGGUUGUUCUUUGUCUCCUUAAUGUUAUUUUUUGUUGGUUGGCGGUUGUUUUGUGUCUCUCUUUAGUUACUUUCUGUCUCUGUAGGUUUUUUGUGUCUUUUUGUGGUUGUUUUGAAAUCUGUUUGUUGUUGUUUUGUGUCUUUCUGGAUGUUUUUUGUCUGCUUGUACUUUUGUGUCUCUUUUUAGUUGCUUUCUGUCUCUUUGUGGCCAUUUUUUGUGUUUUUGUUGUUGUUUUGCGUCUCUUUGUCAUUUUCUGUAUCUUUGCAUUCAUUCUGCCUCUUCGUGGUCUUUUUAACUUCCUUCAUCGUCAUUUUGUGCGUCUCUUUGUGGUUCUUUUGCGUGUCUUUGUCAUUUCUGAAUAACACAAAGUUGCCUUUAUGAAAGAAAAGAACUUGAUUCUUGGCUCUGUGACAUUGAGGCCAUAAGUUUUUGGACGGUGAUGCGGUUUUCGUAGAUUAAAUCUAAUGUUAGUGUGUCCGGUUACUUUUGAUCGUGUGAAACAAAUGGCUGUAAAUCCGACAUGUUUAAUGCAAUAUUUAAGUGAAACCUCUUGAAAUAAAGCUGAAAGUCACACCCAGAUUGCUUCCCUUCACGCACACCACUUCGCUGUCCAGAUACUUUUGGCCGACUGUACCUGCAGUGACUAAUGAUGGUGUUUAGUUUGCAGCUAAUAACUUCUCUCAGGAUGUCUGCAGGAUGUUCUGCGCUGUAAUAAGUUUCUCAUGUGAACGCCGAGAUCAGAUUAUUCUCCGAUUAAUGUCCCUCAGUGGGGGAAAACUAAAUGAAAGCAGCAGGACCACAGUUUGAUUCAUUAAAUCUCAUCAUCCAA